This is a messenger RNA of Fraxinus pennsylvanica, 471 nucleotides long. NCBI's taxonomy places the organism in Eukaryota, Viridiplantae, Streptophyta, Magnoliopsida, Lamiales, Oleaceae. The record is from the annotation of a GenBank genome assembly.
AUGGGUUCAUCUUAUGUGGUCUUUACUUGUCUCUUGAUCUUAUUCGUGACAAACACUGGCCUAGCUCAAAACACUAUACAAGACUAUCUUGCAGUCCACAAUGCAGCUAGAGCUCGUGUGGGUGUGGGUCCCAUGAGAUGGGACGAGAAAUUGGCCACCGAUGCUCGCAAUUAUGCUAAUAAAAUUAAAGGUCGAUGUCUAUUUCAGCAUUCAAAUGGUCCAUAUGGCGAGAACCUUGCCUUGGGUACCACCAUGACUGGCCAUCAGGCCGUAAAUUUGUGGGUGGCUGAGAGAAAAGAUUACAAUUACAGGUCGAAUUCGUGCUCGAGAACUUGUGGACACUACACACAGGUGGUGUGGCGCAAAUCAGUCCUACUUGGAUGUGCACGAGUGAGGUGCAACAAUGGCAACUGGUUCGUAAUUUGCAAUUAUGGUCCUCGGGGCAACAUUGUUGGACAACGUCCUUACUAG